UUGUUGGCUCCAGGAUUUGCUGGUCUGGGUCCUGCCUCCUCCUGCCUCCCUCCUGCCUCCCUCCGCCUGGCUCCUUAUAGCUCCGGGCUCCGGGGAGGGGAGCAGGAGCCCCGGACGGUUGGUACGGACAUCUCCGACGGAGACCGCUUUAAACACGGUCUCAUGACUACACACACCGCCUCACAGAGACAGACCAGGACCAGGAGGACCAGGAGGACCAGGAGGACCCGAGGACCAGAGGACCAGAGGACCAGGAGGACCAGGAGGACCGGGGACAAAGACAGACAGAGGCUGGAUGGUUGGUGUCAGUGUGGGACAACAGCUGGAGGAUAUUACCUCACCUGUCCGCAGGUAGGAGGACACCUGACGUCACUUCACCUGAGCUGAGACACCAACAGGACAUCAGGACAUCUCACCUGAGGAGACACAACACUACAGAUUUAGUUUCUGGACUCUAGCGUCCCCGUCCUGCAGCUCUGAGGACAUGCGUCGCCUGCCGGUGGCGUCCGUCUUCCUCUGCUUCUGGUUGGUGGAGAGGAGCCGGUGUGACGGCAGCCUUCAGGACGGCAUGGCGGAGCUGCACGGCCGCUUCGCCGUCAGCCUCUACCAGACGCUCACCGAGACGGAGAACGUCUCAAACCUCAUCCUGUCACCCGUCAGCGUCUCCUUGUCUCUGGGGCUGCUGCAGCUCGGCGCCAGGGGCAACACGCUGGCUCAGCUGGAGGCCACGCUGGGAUACAACAUGAAGGACGCCCAGGUGCAGGACUUCCUGUUGCAUUCCCACAGAGACGUGAGUAACAGCAGCCAGGGGAUGGUGCUGCAGCAGACGUGCACGCUGUUCGUGCAGAGCGGCGUCCGGCUGCUGACGGAGUUCACUCGGCACGCCGCCGUCUGGGCCAACGCCAGCGUGGUCCGAGCCAACUUCAGCCAGCACCGGCACGAUGAGGCGUGGCCCCUGCAGGCAGGAAGCAGCAGCGGGGAGCUGUCGGGCUCCGGCGAGGCCCAGCCGGAGGCCCCGUGGUGGGGCCACCGGCUGCAGAUGGCGCUGGUCAACGGCGUGGCGUUCAGGGGAAUCUGGCAGAAACAGUUCCUGUUCACCAACACCCAGAACCUGGCCUUCGUCCUCACCGACGGGACCGCCGUCAAGGUGCCCAUGAUGUACCAGGCCACCGAGGUCAGCUUCGGUCACUUCCGGACGCUGUCCGACCAGCGCUACACGGUGUUGGAGCUGCCGUACCUGGGCCGCUCUCUGAGCCUGCAGGUGGUGCUGCCCAGCGAGAGGAAGACGCCGCUGUCCUCCAUCGAGUCGCAGCUCACUGCUCGCCAGCUGGCGUCCUGGGACACGGGCCUGCGCCGAGCCAAGAUGGACGUCUUCCUGCCCAGGUUCAGGAUGCAGAACAGGUUCAACCUGAGGGCGGUGCUUCCCGCCAUGGGCAUCAGCGACACCUUCAACCCGACGGCGGCGGAUUUCACCGGAAUAUCAGCCGAGGAGAGUCUCUACGUGUCCGACGCCUUCCAUGAAGUGAGAAUAGAGGUCACAGAAGACGGGACGAAGGCCGCCGCCGCUACAGCGAUGGUGCUGCUCAAACGCUCCAGAGCUCCCGUCUUCAAGGCCGACCGGCCGUUCUUGUUCCUGCUGCGACACAUUAACACAGGAUCCAUCUUGUUUAUGGGUCGAGUGAUGAACCCAGCGGACCCUGAAACACACUAACCUAAACCCCCCCCACCACCACCUAUUUCACUACUGGUAUUUAUUAGUGGACCAACGGGAGGGUCCACGGACACUUCAGGAAGAGGGACAAUAUUUUUGUACAUUUUUCUGUAAAUAAAAUUUUAAUACAUGUUUUUA
Messenger RNA from Sebastes umbrosus (honeycomb rockfish), 1849 nucleotides. RefSeq names its product serpin peptidase inhibitor, clade E (nexin, plasminogen activator inhibitor type 1), member 3 (gene serpine3). Gene Ontology annotation, biological process: negative regulation of endopeptidase activity. The coding region runs from base 485 to 1711 and encodes 408 amino acids. Gene Ontology annotation, molecular function: serine-type endopeptidase inhibitor activity. The record is from RefSeq and is a predicted model, not a curated record. The transcript is spliced from 9 exons. Lineage: Eukaryota; Metazoa; Chordata; Actinopteri; Perciformes; Sebastidae.